CGGAGCUCCUCCCUCGGUGGACUGCAGACCAGAUUUUCCUCUGCCCUCGGUCUCCGGAACUCGAGCAUUUUUCUCUCCUCUAUCUUGCUACACACGCAUCCGCGUUGCAAUUGGAGUUUCUCCGUCAUUUUUUAAUCGAAGUUUUGCAUGGCAGUUAGAUUGUUGAAUGCAGAAGUUUCAGAUUUGUGCUUAGGGAAGCCGGAAUUGAUUUGUGUGGCGGCGAACGCCUCGAUUGCGGACGCGUUGGCGAAGCUGAGGGCGUCGGAGGACACGCACGUCGGCGUAUGGGUAUGUAGCGGAGAGAUUGCCGGUGGUUCCUGCAGGUGCGUCGGUAAAUUCAGCGUCGCAGAUGUGACUCUGUUUCUCUGCAGAGAGGAAAAUUUGGCCGAUCCUUUUAAGGCUUUGCAGUCUCCAGUUUCUGAUGUUUUGCCCAAGGGAUUAUCGGUCGUUAGGCAUUUGGAAUCCAAUUCUAGUUUGUGGGAAGCCAUAGGCUGCAUUCUAGAAGGUGCUCAAAACCUAGUUGUGCCAAUACAUAGCCACCUGAUAAACAACACCUCAAGGAAGAGGUUCCUCAACCGGCAGCAGUCUCCAUCUUCCUGCGUUCACAACAAUGGCCGCCUUUACUGCUGGCUCACGCAGGAAGAUGUGGUUCGGUUCCUCUUCAACUUCAUCGGAGUCUUCUCUCCGAUCCCCACUCAGACUGUAGAGUCUCUCGGCAUUAUCGAUCCAGAUGUUAUGGCUGUAGCCUACAACAAGCCUGCAUCCUCAGCACUGGAGUUCUUCGAACGUGCGAUCAAGGAGCAGAGGCCGGUAGCUGUCAUGGACGAGGAGAAUCGGUUGAUUGGGGAGAUUUCUCCCGUUGCUUUAGCCUGCUGCGACGAAACUGCUGCAGCAACCAUAAUGGCGCUGCCGGCCGUGGAUCUCAUGGCGCACAUAGACUGCGGUGGGACGCCGUUAGAUUUGGUGCAGCUGGUGAAGAUGAAGCUGAAGGAGAGUAAUUUAGAGGGAAUGCUGGAAUUGAUGGAUGAGUUUCGUAACUCCCUAACAUCACCUUCAUCAUCUUCAAGCUGUUCUUCAGACGACGAAUCAAGUCCAGGCAAGGGCAGCUGGUCGUGUAAGAGUCGAAACUCGCCUGGAAGGAGGUCUGAGGCUAUUUCGUGCAGCCCCGGGAGUUCCCUGGCGGCUGUGAUGAUCCAGGCACUGAGUAAUCGUGUCAGCAGCGUUUGGGUCGUCGAAGAAGACCAAACCCUGGCUGGAAUCAUCCCAUUUACAGGAAUUUUGAGGGCUUUUCUCAGCAUCCCUCUUGGAAAGCCUCUUUGA
Andrographis paniculata is the source of this 1320-nucleotide messenger RNA. RefSeq names its product CBS domain-containing protein CBSX5-like. Lineage: Eukaryota; Viridiplantae; Streptophyta; Magnoliopsida; Lamiales; Acanthaceae. The coding region runs from base 148 to 1320 and encodes 390 amino acids. The record is from RefSeq and is a predicted model, not a curated record. The transcript has 2 exons.